Molecule: messenger RNA, 1911 nt
Organism: Alternaria novae-zelandiae
Lineage: Eukaryota; Fungi; Ascomycota; Dothideomycetes; Pleosporales; Pleosporaceae
Exons: 2
Coding region: 1-1911 (636 amino acids)
Source: RefSeq, a predicted model, not a curated record
AUGUCAGACUCACCAAAAGCUCCAGAUGCACUCAAGAAAGCACCUCUUGAUAUCCCUCGCUUAGAGAUCCCUCGCUUAGAGAUCCCUCGCCCCGUAUUCCAACGCGAGACCACAUCUGGUCCCUCGGAAUGGCAGGCUUACACACCGAAGACUUCGCAUGGAUUUAUAGCCAUGCAUACCUCCACACCCGAGGACAUGCAUGAGAAUAGGAAUGCUGGAAAGCCUACAGCAGUCAAGGAUUACUUCUCAGUACCAAAACAGAAGCAUAAUCCUAUCCUUUCUCCUAACCCUGCGCCGUAUGAACCGCAUGGCUUCUUGCCACUUUGCUCCGUUGCGGCCGUUGAAGUAGAUGCGACCGAUUACUUCGGGCUAUCAGACAGGACUGCUAAAAGGGAUAACGGAGGUGCCAGCUGCGCUGCUCCAGGUAUGGCCAAGGAUGCCGAGUGUGGCAGUGCUCCGCAGUUUGAAGGCCACGCGCACACGAGCCGGCGUUCGCUGGGCGAGGUUGCGCAUCCCUCAGGAGAGCAGCAUGACGAGCGCGAUGUCGUGACGAAGCCAGACGAAGAACAAGAUAUCGAGGAAGAGCUCGAGAUGAAAUUGCGCGGUGGCAGUGGCGAGAAACUUUGCGAUGGAGACAAAGAGGCGGUCGAUCGUUCAUCUGCAGGGGAUGUGCCUGACCCAAAAGAUCAUAGACGAGAAAUCGAAGCUGACCCACCCAUCGCUUCAUCGCCCAUCGACAUGGCCCAAAAGUAUCAUACCAAAGAACGAGAUCCUAUUCCGGCGCUCAAUAGAGCGCUUGAGCAGAUCCCAGGAUACGACGAGAUCAAGCCAGUAUCCACAGAGAUGAGCGCUGCGAACAUGGACGAGACCACUCUUCCAGAAACCGAGAAACCAUCUCCAGUAAUCCGACGGAAACUCAGAAAGACCUGGAAGAGACUGGCGCCACUCGAAGGUCACACUGGAAGACUCUUUGACACGAUGCAGCAUACAGACAACAGAACACUCAUCGCAUUGAAGUCCGGCUUCACAGUCGACAUCGUGAAUGCCGACACCAAGAAAAUAUACGUUCGCAACGUUCCGCUUCGCAUGUUAUGGCAUUUCUGUGGCGUCUCCGUCCUCGAUCGCUUUAUACCAGACAGGGACGGGCGCCCUGAUCUGUUAAAGAUACCCGUUAAAGAAGCCGAGAAAUCUGGAGUCGCAAGAGUCAUGCGAUACAUGCGUCGCGCAUGUAAAGCAGUUAGCGUGCGGCCCACAGGUGAGCUGCGCGUACCACCCAGUCUGGCCGCCGGUAUCGAGACGAUCCGAGCCUGCCGUGUGUUCGGGCUGCACGCAGACGCCGAUCGGAUCGAAGAUGUAAUUAUAGACGAGUGGAUAGGCAACGAAGCUUGGUAUAUGACCGACGAGCAUGUUGAGCUGAUCUGGGAUGGCUAUCACGGUAGUCUUCGCGACACCGUUUUCGGGGAUGUGAUAGUCUGGUUUAUAUUGACAGAAGUCCAAGAUAAGUCGCAUCCUCUCGCCGAGGAGAUAAGGUGGAUGCUUGACCAAGACGAUUACGAGACCUUGAAGGCAAAGGUUACGGAGGAGGUGCAAAGGAAGAUAUGGCGACUGGAGGAUCAUGAUCAGUUCUUGGCACGAUGCCAGUGGCAGCGGGCGGAACAGGUGCGGAAGGAGGAAGAGCGUGCUGAUCGGUUAUUGCGAGGUUAUAAUCAAGGCCCGCUUCCGAUGUCUAACGAAGAGCAGGCGGCCUUCCAUCAUGGAACCAGCGCAAAAGCUCUUGGUAUUGAGAUGAUGCAAGCGGGAUUGUGGGAUGGCACAGGCGUAGGGGCCCUUCAAGAUGUUCCAGUGCGAUCUCCUGAGCCUUCGAGAGCUGGAGCGGAUACGCCUCUUCCGAAUUCGCUUGAUAGGCAUUGA